AUGUCAAGAAAUGCUGUCGCACGUUUGAAAGUUGUGCCUCGUUACUACAUCAAUGCCUGGGAGAAGAACCCGUACAAGUGGCAGCAUCACAAGUACCAGCGCGUUCGCCAGCGGCAGCGUGGUAAAUGGUGCUACCUUGGGGGUCCCAUGAGCGGCGUCCAGGUACCAGGCUGGCCCGAGCCUUCGCUCCUUUCGCCUCGGGCGCUUGUGGACACUGCGCAGCGCGCGCAAGUCGAGCGCUUGGAGGACAAAGUCUUCUGGCAGCAGGUCGCCGAGCGGACAGUCCAACUGCGCGACAUUAUGGACGUAGGUGACCUGGCUGUAAUCGUGGACACGCUCCUGACAGCAAACCACCGCCACACCCACCUGAUGAAGACCAUCUCUCGAGAACUGAUUGAUGAUGUGGACAAGCUAUCCCUGGUGGAGACUGCCGUGAUCUUGAAUGCGUAUGCCCACUUUAAUUGUGUGAGCGAGUUCAUGCUCAAAGCCUUUGCCGAGCAUGUGACCCGGCUGCUGUUCGAACAGCCCUAUACCACUGUGGAAGAUGCUGAAAGGUACGGAGCUGCAGCUGCAGACCCUCAAACCCUGGCUGUUCUUUGCAAGGCCUUCGCCAGCUUGCACUACAAGGACUCCGAGAUGCUCAAAGCAGUCAACUCGGUCCUACUGCAGCGAGUAGAGGAUUCUGCCUUCGGCUCCGUGGCAGAAGUGCUGACGGCAUUUGCAGAGCUGGACGAGCCGUUUGAGGCUCCGAUCGAAUUCUGGAUGGCCCUCGCCGGCAAGGUCCCUGGCAGCCAAAUGCGUUUCCUCUGCCCGACGCUGCGAGCAGCACAGCGCCUGGAAGUCGCGGAGCCGGCCUUGUACGAGGCACUCGGCCAGGAGGUGGUGGCCGGGCUGCAGGGACUGCGCACGAACGCCCCGCUCGAGGAUGCCAUGUCGACGCCUAUGCCGGCUUUUGCCGAGCCGCAUCUGGUCACGCAGCUCUCCGGCAAGGAGCAGCCAACAGAAGCCGCGUCUGCGCCUGCAGAGGACCUCUUGCAGGACGAAAAGGACGUCGACGAAAGCUUCCAGGUGGUGCCAGUCGAUGCUGUCAUUGAGGAUGGCUUCGUCGAGGAGGGCAUGCAAGAUGAUGAGAGCCCUGCUGUGCCGAAGAGAAAGAGGAGGUGGUGGUACAAUGCUGUAACACGCAAGCUGGACUCCACAGCCAGCGGCCUGCCCGAGGUGCCGUACUUCGCCCCGUGGAAUCCAGACGAGUGCUUCCGAAGGAACCAGCGUGGCGCGCGGGUUGCGCAGGCUCUUGAAGGGCUGGAUUCGUUGCAGCGGGCAGUUGCGAGCAGCACGCGCUCGCCCUCAUCCCCAUCGUCAGGACCAUCUGCUCCAGAAGAUGAGCCUGCAAAGCCUGUGGACGUGGAGCUCUUGGAGAACGCCCGCCCGCUGCUAAGUGCCUCUCUCCAGGGGCUGUCGCCUGCACAGUUGGCACUUUGCGCCGAGCGAUUUGCCGACGGCCGAGGCCGCGGCACAGCAAAUAUCUUUAGGCUACGUAGAAGAAGAAGAAGCGCUUUCUCCAAGCCUACCAGAAAGAGAGCAAGAAAGGAGGAACGAAACACGUAA
Molecule: messenger RNA, 1608 nt
Organism: Symbiodinium sp. CCMP2592
Lineage: Eukaryota; Dinophyceae; Suessiales; Symbiodiniaceae
Source: the annotation of a GenBank genome assembly